Chenopodium quinoa (quinoa) is the source of this 1705-nucleotide messenger RNA. Its product is annotated as calmodulin-binding protein 60 B-like. Gene Ontology annotation, cellular component: nucleus. Gene Ontology annotation, molecular function: DNA-binding transcription factor activity; sequence-specific DNA binding; calmodulin binding. Gene Ontology annotation, biological process: regulation of salicylic acid biosynthetic process. The record is from RefSeq and is a predicted model, not a curated record. The coding region runs from base 266 to 1492 and encodes 408 amino acids. Lineage: Eukaryota; Viridiplantae; Streptophyta; Magnoliopsida; Caryophyllales; Amaranthaceae. The transcript has 6 exons.
AGCCGCCAAUUUUUUAUUUUAAGAAAUAUUGUACAAAAAAGUAUAUUCCCCCUUCCCUAAUUACAAAAUUAGUUGGUUAAUUCAGUUUAUUUUUCAAAAUUUACCUGAAAUAUCAACAUUUCCAUGAAAUUUCAUUUGUCUUCACUAUAUAGAGAGGCAGUAGUGCUUGCCUGCUUGGUAUACCCAACUUCUUGCUUUCUCACAUUCUCUCUCCUAAAAAACUCUCUUUUUAUUGGUAAUUCCAAUUUUGGGUACAAGAAAUUCCAUGGAUUCUAGAAGAUUCAUUGGUGAUCAACAACUCAAUGAACAAUCCAAGCCUCCUGAGGAAUGUUGGUGUAAAGGUGUUACUAAUUUAGGGGAAGUGAAAUGGGUGCAAGAUUUCUUGGCCCACCUUAAGCCUACAAUUGGGGAAGAGGUUGAAAAGGCUUUGAUUCGAGUUCUUGGACCGCAUCUCCCCUUGUCGCAACAAUGUGUCCUGCCUCCUGAUUCAAGCAUGUUGCCUCAACAGGAUAAGCCAUCUGCAUCAAGGUGCUUAAAAUUGCAAUUUAAGGGUGAUUUACCUGCUACACUCUUUACCAUGACCAAAAUAGCAGAUCAGGAUGUUAUGCUUGAAGUGGAGUUGCUUGAUAAAUCUGACAACAGAGUUGAUUAUGGCCCUGAAUCUUCUCUGAAGAUAAAGAUUGAUGUUCUUGAUGGUGACUUUGAUGUCGAAGGUAGAAAUGAUUUGACAGAGGAAUACACUAAAAAUAUCACUCCUCCAAGGAAGGACAAAGGAUCGCUGCUGAAGGGAAAUUGCGAGAUUAAAAUGAGCAGAGGAGUUGCUAGUGUCAGUCACAUUGCUUUCACUGAUAACUCAAAAUCAACGAGAAGUGAAAAAUAUAGACUAGGAGCUAAAAUUGUAAAAGGUCUUCCCCCUGGAGUUAUGGUAAUGGCAGCAGUAAGUGAAGCAAUCAGGGUCAAAGAACGCCGCGGAAAAAGUGCUAAAUUAAGGAAUGCAAAACAAAGCGAGCUUCCAAAAUUAAAAACCCCUACCCAUCAAAACUCUGAUCAAGAGCUCACAAACCUAUCAAUUAUUCAAGAACCACCGCUGCUGCCACCACCAAGUUGGACUUCUAAUGUAAGUGGAUUUGGGCAUACUCUGGAUGCAAACAGCCUUUCAAUGGGCAGUAUAUCACCCACAAAUGUUUAUCAUGAUGCUGCAGCAGCAAAUCAAGCCUGUCAAGGGUAUGUAGCACAAGGCGGGUAUUUCCAAAAUCAUGGUUCUAUGGUUAAUGAAGAUGACGAGAAAAUGGAAGCAUUAAUACAAACUCAUAUGGAGAUGUUGAGAACGUUAAUGGAAGAGACUCCAGUCACCACUCCACUGCAAGAGGGAAGGAGCAAUGUUACCAGGAAGCUAAUAUCCGUAUUUUAUAUGACCAAAGCUGCUACUAUGUUCAUGAUUUCAGUUCAGCAAGAUGCAAGUGUCCCUAGAAAGAAGCGAAAGCAUCAAUGAAACCAUUUUUUUUCAGGCUUAAUGCACAUUACCUCAGUAUCUCAGUUGCUUAAUAUCUUUUUUCUCCUAGCUCAUGUGUUUUCUGUUUUGAACUCGAAACUUGUGGCAAGAAUCUACAGGCUUAGCUAUAUAAAGCUCCAAUGAGAUUGGGCGACAUGUUGUAUAACGAACUUUGAUGGUGUUCAUUCUUAUUGUAUAAAUUUUUUAGCUAUA